Messenger RNA from Ficedula albicollis (Collared flycatcher), 4860 nucleotides. It is a transcript of the gene MYO3A, whose product is annotated as myosin IIIA. Gene Ontology annotation, molecular function: protein binding; protein kinase activity; cytoskeletal motor activity. The record is from RefSeq and is a predicted model, not a curated record. Gene Ontology annotation, biological process: protein phosphorylation. NCBI's taxonomy places the organism in Eukaryota, Metazoa, Chordata, Aves, Passeriformes, Muscicapidae. The transcript has 33 exons. Gene Ontology annotation, cellular component: myosin complex. The coding region runs from base 1 to 4860 and encodes 1619 amino acids.
AUGCUUCCGUUGACUGGGAAAACAAUAAUAUUUGAUAGCUUUCCUGAUCCUUCAGAUACCUGGGAAAUAAUUGAGACUAUUGGCAAAGGAACUUAUGGAAAGGUUUUCAAGGUGUUAAAUAAGAAAAAUGGCAGCAAAGCAGCAGUCAAAAUUUUGGAUCCUGUUCAUGAUAUUGAUGAAGAAAUUGAAGCUGAGUACAACAUUUUGAAAGCUCUCUCUGAUCAUCCCAAUGUAGUCAAAUUCUACGGCAUGUACUAUAAGAAAGAUGUGAAAAAUGGAGACCAGCUUUGGCUAGUUCUUGAGCUGUGCAAUGGUGGAUCUGUGACUGAUCUCGUGAAAGGAUUUCUGAAGAGAGGUGAAAGGAUGAAUGAACUUAUAAUUGCUUACAUUUUACGUGAAGCUCUGAUGGGACUUCAGCACUUGCAUGAAAACAAAACUAUCCACCGUGAUAUUAAGGGAAAUAAUAUCCUUUUGACUACUGAAGGAGGAGUCAAGCUUGUGGAUUUUGGUGUGUCUGCGCAGCUGACCAGCACUCGUCUCCGGCGGAACACCUCCGUGGGCACCCCGUUCUGGAUGGCUCCAGAGGUGAUUGCUUGUGAGCAGCAGCUAGAUAGCUCCUAUGAUGCCAGAUGUGAUGCAUGGUCACUGGGUAUUACUGCGAUAGAGUUGGGAGAUGGAGAUCCACCCCUUGCUGAUUUGCACCCCAUGAGGGCACUCUUCAAAAUACCAAGGAAUCCUCCUCCAACCCUACAGCAGCCUGAACUGUGGUCACCUGAAUUCAAUGACUUCAUCAACAAGUGCUUGACUAAAGAUUAUGAGAAGCGUCCAACAGUAUCUACUCUUUUGCAGCAUGAUUUUAUUAAGCAAAUUGAAGGAAAAGAAAACGUGCUACAAAGGCAACUCAUGGAAUUUAUUGAUGUUCAUCAACAAAUGGGAGUCACUGAAAAGGCAAGAUUUGAACGUAUUCAUACUAAGAAAGGGAACUACAGUAAGUCACUAGUUUCAAACCAAGAAGAGGUAGAUGAUUUAGCAACCUUGGAGGUACUGGAUGAGAAUACAGUCACAGAACAGCUGCAGAAGGGUUAUGCCAAGGACCAGAUCUACACAUAUGUUGGGGACAUUCUCAUCGCUGUCAAUCCGUUUCGGAACAUAGAUAUUUAUUCUUCACAGCAUUCCAAGCUGUAUAUUGGAGCCAAACGGACUGCCAACCCUCCUCACAUUUUUGCAGUUGCUGACAUAGGCUAUCAGUCCAUGGUGACGUACAACUCCGAUCAGUGUAUUGUUAUUUCUGGAGAAAGUGGAGCUGGCAAGACGCAAAGUGCCCAUCUGCUGGUUCAGCAGCUCACUGUUCUGGGCAAGGCUAAUAACAGGACUCUGCAGGAGAAGAUUCUCCAGGUGAACAACCUUGUAGAAGCAUUUGGGAAUGCAGGCACCAUCAUAAAUGAUAACUCAAGCAGAUUUGGAAAAUAUCUGGAAAUGAAAUUCACUUGUGGUGGCACUGUCGUAGGAGCUCAGAUUUCAGAGUACCUCCUUGAAAAAUCCAGAGUUGUCCACCAGGCAGUAGGAGAGAAAAAUUUCCAUAUUUUUUAUUAUAUUUAUGCUGGUCUCGCUGAAAAGAAAAAACUGGCACAUUAUAAACUGCCAGAAUACAGACCUCCCAGAUAUCUGCAAAAUGAUCAUUUCAGAAUAGUGCAAGAUUUCAUGAACAAUAGCUUUUAUAAGUCCCAGUUUGAAUUAAUAGAACAGUGCUUCAAAGUCAUAGGUUUUACACUGGAGGAGCUUGGAAGUGUGUACAGUGUCCUGGCUGCCAUUUUAAAUGUGGGUAACAUUGAAUUUUCUGCAGUAGUAUCUGAACAUAUGAUUGACAAGAGCAACAUUUCCAAUCCAGUGGCCCUUGAGAACUGUGCAUCCCUGCUGUGUAUUCAGGCAGAUGAACUGCAAGAGGCCCUCACCUCUCACUGUGUAGUGACUCGAGGAGAAACAAUUAUUCGUCCCAACACAGUGGAAAAAGCCACUGAUGUCAGAGAUGCCAUGGCCAAAGCACUGUAUGGGCGCCUCUUCAGCUGGAUCGUCAAUCGCAUCAACACUUUACUCAAACCUGACAAACAUCUAAGUGAAAAUGAUGAUGGCUUGAAUAUUGGAAUUCUUGACAUCUUUGGCUUUGAGAAUUUCAAAAAAAAUUCUUUUGAACAACUGUGUAUCAACAUUGCCAAUGAACAAAUUCAGUUCUACUUCAAUCAACAUGUCUUUGCCUGGGAACAGAAUGAAUACCUUUACGAAGGUGUUGAUGCAAGAGUUAUAGAAUACGAGGACAACAGGCCCCUCCUGGAUAUGUUCCUGCAGAAACCAAUGGGUUUGUUGUCUCUGCUGGAUGAGGAAAGUCGAUUCCCACAAGCAACAGAUCAGACACUUGUAGAAAAAUUUGAAGAUAAUUUGAAAUCAAAAUAUUUUUGGAGACCCAAAAGAGUAGAUCUAACCUUUGGAAUUUAUCAUUAUGCAGGAAAGGUUCUAUAUAAUGCAAGUGGAUUCCUAGCCAAAAAUAGAGAUACUCUUCCAGCUGAUAUUGUGCUGCUGCUGCGAUCAUCUGAAAACAACCUGACUCGACAGCUGGUAACUCACCCUCUCACAAAAACAGGUAACCUGGCACACACCAAAAGCAAAACUACAAUCAGUUAUCAAAUGUGGACCUCCCAAAAAUCAAUCAGUCAUACAAAGAAUGAAGCAGGAGAUACUGGACAUCAUCCAAGAGAAACAACCAGCAUGAAAACACAGACAGUUGCUUCUUAUUUUAGAUAUUCUCUGAUGGAUUUGUUAUCCAAAAUGGUCGUUGGCCAGCCUCAUUUUGUCAGGUGCAUCAAGCCAAACAACGACCGGCAGGCGAACAAGUUUGACAAAGAAAAGGUGUUGGUUCAGCUGCGUUACACGGGGAUUCUGGAGACAGCGCGGAUCCGCAGACAGGGCUACUCACAUCGUAUACUCUUCGCUAACUUCAUAAAACGGUAUUACCUCAUCUGUUACAAAACAAAUGAUGAUCCUCCAGUCAGCCCGGAGACCUGUGCUGCCAUCUUGGAAAAAGCCCACCUUGACAACUGGGUUCUUGGAAAAACUAAAGUAUUCCUCAAAUACUAUCAUGUGGAGCAGCUCAAUUUAAUGCGGAAGGAGACAGUUGACAUGAUUAUUUUGAUUCAAGCUUAUGUCAGAGGGUGGCUGGGUUCGAGGAGAUACAAAAAGAUAAAGGAACAAAGGGAACAAAGUGCUAUUAAAAUACAGUCAGUUGCCAGAGGAUACUUAUUCAGGAAGAAGAGAAAAGAACGAACUGAAACAAGAAACAAAGCAGCAAUAACAAUUCAGUCUCACUACAGGGGAUAUAAGGAAAGGAAGGUCUUCAAAAGCAGGAGGGAAUCACUUAGAAAGCAAGAAAUUGAAAAUGCAGCAACUAUUAGCAAGAAGAAAGAUGAUGAAGAACUUCAAGAUCCUGAGGAAAGUCCAACUGAAGUGGAGAGCGCUGUCCCUGGAACAGAAGAAGCAGCUGCCAUAGCAGAGGAUGAAUUAUCUGCUGUGGAAUUCCUUGAAGCACAACUGCAGCCAGCUCAAAAUGAUACACUGGAAGAAGUGGCAAGUGAGGAGACUCAAGAGGAACCUGAUGUUGUCACUGACAGCAAGUGCUCUGGGUACAGUGACAUGGGGAAUGUACAGAAGCAACAGCAAACAUCUACUGAAGGAGAGGCAGCGUCUGUGAAGCAGAACCUGGCAGUAGAAGAGAUCAGUGAGGGUGAAGAACAGGACUCUUUGGAAGAGUUACCCAGCAAAUCUUCUGUCAGAACCUCAGCUGAACCUAGACUCCAGCAAGAGCAAGAUAACCAAGACACACUCAAUGCAGACUGGCAAAAUCAAGAAUCUGCUGUGGUCCAGCACAGAACUAACAGGGAUGUGGAAAGAAACCACCUAAACCGUGAAGCAGUGAUGCCUACAGGAGGCAAAGGAAUCACAAGAAAAGAGUCACUAAGAAGAGGUUCAUGGAAGCAAUCUGAAGCAGAAAAACAAGGUUCAGAAGACAAAGAGAAGGCCGCAGUGGUAAUUCAGAGCAAUUACCGGGGUUACAGGAGGAGAGGACAACUCAGAAAAGAAGGGAAGCUACCUUGCAAAAGUCAAGAGAAAACAAUAAAGGAGCCAACACAAGCAAGACACGUUCAAAAUAACAAUCCCCAAACAUCAAAAGGUAGGGAAAGCACCAGUACAGAGGCUGAAGACCCUAAGACACUGAAGGGAGACUCAGAGAAAGAGGCUUGUGAUUUGGCAGCAUUUUCACGACAGAUAUCAAAAUUAUCUGAAGAUUACUUAGCAUUGCAGCAAAAACUGAAUGAAAUGAUAUUGUCCCAUCAGCUGAGACCUGUGAUGAUGUCCAAAGAUAAGCAAGCUAAUGGCCGGCUUUCUUCUCAUGUUUGCCAGUCAGUUGUGGCCAAAGUAGAAGACUCUCGCCCGAUGCAGAGACCCCCCAGAAGGCCACGGAAGCCCAAGACAUUAAAUAAUCCAGAAGACUCCACCUACUACACUCUAAUACAUAAAUCAAUACAAGAUGAAAAACGGAAACCAAGAAAAGAAAGUCUGAGCAAAGUGCUAGAUUUAGAUAUCUACUACCAGGAGAUUUCAUCUACUGACUCCAGCUCCAAGGACAGCAGUACUACCACAAGAAGGAAGAGAUACCCAAUUGAGCGCAGGACUUCCAUUUUACGAGCUACUGAGCGGUCGAGGGUUGCAGAAAGACCCCUGGAAGAGAGCAAAGCCGAAGAUAAUCCCUAUGACUACAGACGACUGCUGCGGAAGACCUCACAGCGCCGGCGCCUUAUCCAGCAGUUCUAG